CCUGGGGUUCCUUAACAUGCACCGAAUGCACGGUGCGAGGGCGUUUUCGCAUUUUGCCCUCCCCAUCGAAAUGCGGCCGUCGCGGUCCCGCGCCCUCGGCUCAGCAGCCCAGUGCCAAAGCCACAGUAUACGCCUCAACGGCGGUUUAUCUAUGUACCGGAUACAUAGGGUGCACGUAGGGAAUUUUCAUAUGGACGGAUUACAAGUAUAAUAAUAUAGUGCGUAUGACGUAUUUCUGCACGCAUAAACAAAUGAUCCUUUAGAGGAUGUCUGCAAGUUACGUAGACGAAGAAAAAAACAACACACAUGCACUAUAUCGAUAGAUGUCUGGGGAGUCUUGGAGGGGUCAGCUUUAAUCAAGGCUCAGCGUGACGAAACAUGAUGUGCAUGAAUUAAUCAACGAACGAACAAAUUCAUUAACUAGUAUGUCCGCGGUUGUCGUUGCACAUGGACGUGCACGUAGCUCGCGGUAGUUCAAGGAAACGCAUACAGCCGAUAGUUGUUAAGCGCUUCAUUAUUGUGUCGAGCACCGUCGGAGGCGGAAGCCAAACUGAGCGCCGAGGGAAAAAAGGGCACCCGCUGUGGAGCGUGAGCUCCCCGAAGCUAUAGUGAACUAGAACUAUAGUUCACCAUACCCGAAAGCGGUCUGGAGCAGUAGCCGGUUGCGUCGGGGAGGCGACUCGCCCGAGCGGAACGGGACACAGCAUUAAUUACAUCAAUAUUCGUCGCUGUCGGAAGAUCGACAAGGGCUUUCAUCACCUAACGAGCACAGUAUUUUGACCGCGAACCCAAAGUUAACUCUCUCGAAAAAUGGCCGGUUGUCGUAGCGCGCCAAAGAGGCCGUCAUCAAUGGCCUCUCGCAGCGUGCACUGAUCGCAAUCCGUGUAGACCACAUACCCGAGGGCCACGACAAGCCUACUUCGUAGAUUCUGGCUUGUAGACUCCUUUUAAAAGCCGCAGCUCUCGCUUCAGCCUCAAGGGUGUUUACUCUCCCGUCCAAGGUUUUCGUACCGAUUGUAACCGAUUGACCUGCUAAAACUAUUUUCUCCGAUUCAUUUUCUUUUUUUUUUUGUAGUUGCGGUUUGCCUAUUAACGUUUGCCUAUUCUCACGGCGCUUCCUUUGCACGAAUGCUAGUGUUUUUCUCUUGUGCUUUCAUUUCUGUUGUCACUCGUACAAUACUCACCCGUUUAUUAAUCCCCCGUAGUGGGUGUGCGCCGUAACUUGCAACGAUAGCAGCAGCACUUUGUGCGGAAGCAUUGCGUGCUGAAGGAUUUCAUCCGAAUCCAUUGGCUUUCUAUGGACUAGGUGAAGUCGGCAAUGACGGCUAAACAGGGCCUGCGCACCUGGACGGACGAGCUGCUGAAGCGGCAGGCUCGCGAGCUGACGUUCCACUUCCCGGACGACGCGACGCGGCGCUACCUGUACGAGUCGUGGAUCAAGUACUUCGGCGGCGAGGCCUGCGUCGGGGCCUCCCUGGACAGGCUCGUGCUCAACUGCAUCGUGGCCACGCCGUCGCCCUCCAAUCCCGCGGUGCCCCUCUUCGUCGACAUCGUCCUCGGCGGUGGAGGAAGCGCGCCGCGGCCCGUGGCGGCCCGAGGAGGAAAGCAUGUGCCUGCAGCGGGCUCGCGGGACGCCGCUCCUCCGAAGACCGUCGUCACUUCGGGUGAGGCGGUCGUCAAGGAUGUUCCUGCCGCGACGAAGGGCAAGAAAGACUCUGCCGGCAAGCGGCAGGACGCGCCUUCGAAGGAGACCCAGUCAGUGGAAGCUCAAAGCAAAGACACCACGAUGCCAGCCGGAACUAAAGUUGAAAACAAGAAACAAGCCGAUAAAGACAAGGCGUCUAUAGCUUCCGAUAAAGUUGACUCGGUGAAGAGUGCCGCCAAAACCGACUCGUCUUCGAAAGAAAAGCCCGAAGAGACGAACAACGUUGCGGCUGAGGUCCAAAACACCGAAAAGGUCUCCAAGACCUCCGCGUCCGAAGUCGCGGCCGUCUCAGCCAAACAGGAUGACGCCAAGAAGCCUACGCCGGCGACUGCGCAGUCGGAUUCUAGCAAAGUCGCCAAGGUCAUUUCGACCUCGGAAGGCGAAGAGAAGGAGAACGUCCCAGCAGACGUAGACGACACGUCGUCGGUGGAACUGCGCCGAGGCCCAAAGGACAGUGCUUCCAACAACAACACCGUUCACAACAAGUUCAGCUUCUUCAAGUGGCGUCCCCAGAGCCUGAUGGAACGGCGCAAAACGUACGUGGGAGGCGUCAAGUUGCGCAGGAGUCUGAUGGAAACCGGAAGCGCUCCUCCCAGGGAACGCGGCGCCGUCAAUCGGCAGCCGUCGUUCGCCGCGCCCAGCGCGCUCAAGUUCCUGAUCUACCUUUCGAAACUACUGGAAACCAGCAAGGAGAACCGCGAGGCGCUGGACGAAGCCGGCAUGAUCAUCGGCUUCUGUUCCAUGCUGCUGUCCCUGGUGUCCUUCAAGACGAGGACGCAGGUCGAGUCCUACUUCCGGGACAGGGUCGGCGGAAUCCUUUCGACCGUCGUGCCGUCCGCUUCCUUCCGCGGUGUCGUUCCUGUUCCGAACCGCCGGUUCCUGGAAGUGCUCCACGAGCAAUUGACCAGAGGCUCGCAGCUUCAGACCCAGAUCAGCGUCCUCGCCGUCUGCCAGUACCUCUACUUCAAGGAAGCCGGGGACGGCAAGUUUCCGGAGCUGGACAUGCGCUUCCUCAGAGAAGGCUACAUGAAUCACACCAUCGGAACGGGUCUGGGAACGCUGUCGCUGCUUCGAGCGCUGCAGGAGAAGACCAAGCUGAACCCGGCGGCCAUUCUCAGGUUCCUCAACUCUGACGUGACUCGCGAGUCUUGCGAGCGCGUCGAAGAGUUCCUCAAGCACCAGACGUCGCUGUCUGGGAAGAAGAACACCGGCAGGACAUUCGGAAAGCCGCCGCCGCAGCAGCAACACACGUGGCCCUGGUGCCGCGUCGUCGACCCGAAGCAGUUCUCGAACCUGAUGACCCGGGCGAACGCAUUUUACGCGGUGCGCGUCGUCUGCUGCCUGGACCCUCCGCCGGAAGACCGGAUGUGGAAGAGCGUCGAGUUCGUGCCGGAAGAGGUGAAGAAGCACGAGCGCGAGUGGGGCGACAUGUUCCGGCGGCACCUGAAAGACGGGAGCAUCCGGAAGGCGAGCGACUCGAUGUUGAAGCACCGAGAGGGCGAGUGGGCCCGGGCGCUGGACGCCAUGUACUUCGUCGAGGACUUCGAGCUUCUGUCGGUCGGCUCGUACAAGAAGCAGAAGUCGUUGACGACGGACAUCGACGGUUGUGGAAGCGAUGGAACGGCGGCGACCACGACAGGCGGUACUGCAUAGUCAUUCACCUGUCGACGCACGAAAUGAACGAGACACGUAUACGUGGGGCCAGUACCUUUCGGAAGCUCAAAGCCUGCGUGACCGUGACCUCACCUGCGUAAGCCUGCGAUACAGCAGCAAACGGUGCUGUCCAAGGAGAAGAAACGCAUAAAGCCACUAAACGUUGCCAGUGGGGUUGCCGACGUUGACGUCUCGGCUGUCAGCGUUGCUAAAUAUAUCACGUCGUGGAUCGAAGUACGCAGCAUUGGAGUUAACCACAUGACUUUGGUAACGCUUCCAUGGAAGGUGACUCGAAUGGGAGGUGAUGGUGUCGCAUAUUCGAGUGGUGUCGCAGAAGAUUCACUGAGCGUCGUACGCGAGUGCCACGUGUUUUAUGACUAUGUGGUGAACACUUACGUGCGUUCUUCGAGUGCCUUUGUUUUCGAAAUCUACGUCACCUUGCUUCAACGCCCUCCGCCAUAUUAGGGCGCAACCAAUUGGGUGCAGCCAUGGUUAUACAACAGAUACACGUACAGAAGUACAAGGGAAGGCAGGAUUCAGUCCCUGACAUCCAUACCUCGUAUUUCUAUCUAUCCGUUUCACAAUGCGCGUCAAAUAUUUUGACGUUGUGGGUUCCCGUGGUCGUGGCAUUCUGGUGGUGCCACGGUUAUUUUUGGAGUAUAAGUUUCUGGGUCGUAUGAAUUGAAAGUGCCGUGAGCAUUGUGGCUUCAAGAGGCAACGCACUAUUUUGAAAAUGAAAUGGUAACCGCGGCAUGCGGCACACGUAUUCAAGGAGAUAUGCACAUUAUCCUUCCAGCGGCGCUUUAGCUUUUCGCACUCAUGUUCAGAAUAUCCGAAAGCAGUAGUUGAUUGCUGGUGCUUGCAGCUUUGAAUAUCCAGGCAAGUAUAGCGCUCGCAUGUGUCGCACGAUAUCUUUAGGUGCCACCGCACAGUGGACUGCUAUCCGCCGCUAUCGUACGCGUAGCGUUAUACGCCACGCGUACGAUUUUUAACAGGUUUACUGAAGGACGCUGCUGCACUGGCUAUCUAUAAGUUACGUUUCCCGCAUCUGAAUCUUUCGUUUAUUAACACUGUCUCAGCACUAACCAACCGCGAUGCAGCUCUUCUUGUCACUAUAGGGCCUGGGCGAAAUUAUGUUGCUCAGAAUGAAUGGUUCAGUGCACAUCUGUCAAGCACGUGGUGUCAGAGCGGAGAGACAGGGCGUGGUAUUACAAUUGCAUUAAGCUUACUAGUAUAGGCUUUUGUAGCAGAUGUACAACAAAUCCUGGCACAACAGCAAAUAUUAGAUCAAACAACACACCUUUAAAAAUUGUCCUAUGGCUCUAUGGUGCAAACAUAAGUAUACCCGUACAUUUGUGAUCCAAUAAGAAUGGGAACAUUAAUGACGUUUAGUACGAGAACCUAUAAAACAGAAAAAAGCGUUUCUUUCUGUGCUUUUCAAUUUUUCCUUCUACAUAGCUCGCGUCCUAAAAGUAAAAAAAGGUAUCACCCAACCAGCCCAGCAACAAGUAGGCAUACAAAAGGGAACACCCGAUCAGUGCGCUAAAACAACGGCUACUGCAGAAAUUGAACAUCCGUUCAAACGGUGGUUGCAGAAGUGCGAUUUGAGACGUGUAGCCAUUAUCAUUGUUGAGUGCAGGCUCAGGUACAAUAAUAAUACAAAAAAAUUGAACAUGUCUUACUUAGGCAGACAAAAUAGAAAACUUAUCAAAGGAAUUUGAUAUACAAUGCUAAAUACCAUUCGGUGUACUAAGGACAAAAGGGACUCCCGUCGCGCUGGCUCUUCUGUGGCUUUCUAACAAUUAGCUGUCUUGUCCUUUACGCACGCAUACAAGCGCGCCGUUUUACAAUACUUAGUAUAAGUAUAUAUAGCAGCCUUGACGGACACGCACGCCAUAUUGCCUCCCUAAUCCUUGAAGGUAGGCGCCAUCUGAAUUCCUUUCAAGGAGCUAGCUCUGUUUUCAGUAAAAGUGUCAAGAGGUACUGCCAGUAACUGACGACAGACGGCGCUACGAGCAGCAACUUCCUUCAGAUUUUAGUAACUGUACUUGAUAAUUUAAGUACCAUAGUUCCCUUGUUUUUGUCAAAGACCCUGCUGCACUGCAGUUUCUUCAUUACAGUAUGAAUGCUGGAUGAACGGGCAGCGUUGGACGCAAAAUGCGUGUUCCGGUUCAUAGUGGUCAUCAGAGUGCAAAUGCACGUACUAACGUGCACGCGUGAGGGCGUACAUACAUACAUACAUACAUACAUACAUACAUACAUACAUACAUACAUACAUACAUACAUACAUACAUACAUACAUACAUACAUACAUAAUACAUACAUACAUACAUACAUACAUACAUACAUACAUUUGGCGAGUCUUCGCCAACAGCACAACAACGAAGUCACGAUGAGAACGACGACGACGAGCGCAUGACGACAGCAAAACGACGAUGACGACUGCGUACGACACGACAAUGGCGGAAAAUGUCAUACCCCCGCAUUCCUCUUAGCCUGCCAUUGAGAACGAUUACAGAACGUUACACUGUGACAACACUGCACGAAAUAAUUGCGCAAGUCUUACGCUCGAACUUGGUUCCAGUGGCGCAUUACUGCUCUGCCCCCGUAAGGAGGCCGACAUUGACGAACCAGCACGUACUCAUGCACGUGUCCGUGCAUUGACUUCGUGUGACAGUCAUCAAACGUGUCAACAAUUAUUUUGAUAUAUUGAAUAUGCGAAGAAGUAAGCAGUGCAGUGCGUUCUGUCUUGCCGUUUGCAAAGCAAAAGGGGGACUGCCUACGUAUGGUUUAUGCCAGAGUGCUCAUCUAAAUGUGCGAGGGCGCAUUCUCGUUUUCAGGUCGCUGCCACGUGGUGUAUACAUGCACGCAACUACACGGUGGUCGUAACGCAGCCGGUGCUGUGACGGCGCUGCUGCACUGUCCGUGCAGCUGUGCGUUAAAUUGUGGGCAUACGGUACACACGGCAUAGGUAUGUCGCAGCCAUCAGCGAUGCACCGCGUAUAUAUAUAUUUACUGACAAUCAAUGCCUCUAUAGCUUAGUUCCUACUCCCUAUACAUAUCACAAUUCACAGAACAACUUCCUAUGUGGAGCGCACUGACAGUUCAAAACUUACGCAGGGUUCAGCAGGGUAAACGCGUGCCUUAUUCACAUUUUAAUCGAGAAAUAUGUUACCUUUUCUAUUUGAAUGGUAAUUAACCAUGACAAAGACGUGCAGGCUCAAUAUGGGUAUUGAAGUUGCUUAAGGCUCUUAAGAUAUUGAUUUUACGGCCGUCGCUAUUUUCACGGCAGAGCGCGCAGUCGCACAACAUCGGCUCGACGCUAAGGUCACGUUUUCUAAAUUUUGCACGAUCUAGAUGACCUUCAGCUCAGCGCAAGACCAGCUCACUUGUAAAAAAGCUAGGGAUGACGAGUCAGUAUUCGUCAUGUCUCUGUAGCUCUUACACGUCGCCACCUUGGCGAUCCUUUCCCGAUGUACUAUAUAGCUUCCUCGCCGACUUUGAUUGUUUCAUGCCGUUUCUCUCCAUCAAGCAACGGUGACUGUUCGCAAACUGCUGGUGGCGAAACAUGGCAAAUGCAACAUUUGCAAAGUGUGCACGGAAUGAGGGACUAGUACAAUGGCUACCAGCCGCUGUGCAUAGCUCGGUGACUGUGGUGUUUUAUAUGCUGAACACAAUGUCGCAGGUUCGACUCUUUCGCUCAGGUCGCAGCGGCCGCAUUCUCACGACUGUAAUGCGAACGUCAAAGAAGACCGUCUCAAUUCUUAGAUUUCUGCGCGAAUCGAUUUCAAUUUUGGUUUCAAGCGAUUACCAUGUUAAAUUUGUUUGUUUCAUUGUAUUUUUGUGACGCAUUUCAAUUCGUGCUGCCUUUUUCAUUUUCUUGCAUAAUACACGUGGAAGCUAUCCUUUCCCGCAAACUUUCGAGUGACAUUUAAUUUUUUUUGUGGUCAUUUGCUUUAUUCUCCAGAUUCUAUAGUGGCCACAACCAGUGAGAUGAGAGGUACAAACAAACCGAUCGAGAAGCGACAACGGUCAACAUUUUUAUCCCGCCAAGCACUGAAAUGUGAAACCUGUCACAUUUCUGGCCCGUAAAAUGCAAUCAGUUAUCACUACGUUGAUAAUCAUUCUUACCACAAUAGGUCGGCGGCUAAGAGCACGCGCUGUCAUGCCCCUAUAGCUAGCACUACAACGCACAGUUUGUCUGAUCUGGUAAGAACGUGUUUCGGUGUGACUCGUGCUUUGAAUGAACGCAGUAUAAAUCACCGGGAAGUGUGCGAGUAUAUACAUAUAUAUACACACAUAUAUAUAUAUAUAUAUAUAUUAGAAAUGAUCCAGCGCGCCAGACACGACAGUUUCUCGUCGUAUAACGAACAUUUGUCGUUUCUUAUACUUAGUCAGGGUACCGUCAGGCUACCUAAAAUAUGUCCCGCCCUUGCAUAAAUGUAAAAUUCAAAAUCUUCAUCGUGCAGCUGACUCUGAUCUUUUUUUUACAUUGAUGUGUAGUACAUGCAGAGUGUUUAUAUAUCUCGAGUUAUGCAAGAAGGAGAAAGGUGAUGUGUGCUGAUUUAUGAUAUUCAAUGCCGUAUACAAGGCUGAAUUGUGGGGGCUGUUCUAGGCAUGCCCAUAACCUGUUUGUUGUUGUUCUCACAGGAAUUAAUCAUUUUUCUGGGGAUAUUCUUACACCUAGAUGGCAACCGUCACCUCCUCCUCGGUUACGCCAUUGAUAUUAACAUUCCAUUGUGUCCAUCAACAAAUGGCGACUUCGUGUUGUUUUGUAUGUGCCAUAUAUAGAUUAGCAGGUGCGCUGUAGACUUGCUGUUUAUUCCAGUCAUUAGGCGCAGUGAGGUGCGCCAGAUGAAAUAAAGUCUUUGUUUUCUUUCCACUGA
Molecule: messenger RNA, 8244 nt
Organism: Dermacentor andersoni
Lineage: Eukaryota; Metazoa; Arthropoda; Arachnida; Ixodida; Ixodidae
Source: RefSeq, a predicted model, not a curated record